This is a messenger RNA of Guillardia theta CCMP2712, 1578 nucleotides long. RefSeq lists its product as hypothetical. NCBI's taxonomy places the organism in Eukaryota, Cryptophyceae, Pyrenomonadales, Geminigeraceae. Gene Ontology annotation, molecular function: phosphatidate phosphatase activity. The transcript is spliced from 9 exons. The coding region runs from base 1 to 1578 and encodes 525 amino acids. The record is from RefSeq and is a predicted model, not a curated record.
AUGCCGCUGGGAUCGCUGGGAUCGCUAGGAUGGCUGAAGGAUGGCGGGAGGAGACGAACAGGUGUGAUGGAUAUAGUCAUCAUCAUGCACGAUGACGGUACGAUGAAGUCGACGGGAUGGCAUUUCCGUGUUGGGAAUGACUCACUGAUGACAACCUGGCAAACUGCAACAGUGAAAGUGCAGAUCAAUGGAGUUGUGAGCGAGUGCUUGGAGAUGAAAGUAGAGAAGGAUGGAAACUGCUACUUCGACAAAGGAGACCAAGGGUUGUCCAAUGUGCCCUCGCAAGACUGCCUUGCUCAGCUGGAUCUCCAAUUAGGAAGAAACGAGGUGAAGUUCGAAGCACACACAGGAUCCGUUCUCUAUGAAGCAACUGCUUCGAUCUUCCUCUGGGAGGCCACCGACCCUGUCGUCAUCUUCGGCGUCGAAUCGUCAAUCUUUGCCAAAGCUCGAUUAGCGCGAGGAGCUGAGAUGAUCACACUGGGACGACACUCUGGUGGAUCGCUGGGAUGGGAGCAGCCGUUCGAAGAUGUCUGUGAGCUGCUUGUCUACCUGGACGCCUCGGGAUACCGCAUCGCCUUCCUUACCUCGUCUCCAAUGACUUGGUUCGACAAGAUCCGCAGCAAGAUGAGCAACAUCCGCGGGCAUCCGGUAGAGGAUGGGAGGCAGAAGGACCCGGGGGACUGCUACCUGCGACUCCCUGCGGGAGCGCUGCUGACGUCAUGUGACAGUUCUCUAAGAUAUGUGAUGAACUCAGUGGUGGGGAAGGGAAAGUACGGGCUGCAUGAUCCCGUCAGUGCUCUGGUGGACGUCUUCACAGCAGAUGUCGCGGAUGAUGCGAGCGAGAGGGCACAGCCGUUCGUUGCGGCAUUCGGGGGUUCAGGGACUGAUGUGAACUUUUACUUGGAUGCGGGUGUGGAGGCCAACAAGAUCUUCGUCGUCUCUCCUUCAGGCAGCAUCGAGAUGAAAGUUUGCGGGGGACGAAAAUUUCAAGGAUACAAAGAAGUCAUUCCCUUCUUCGUCCAUAACUUCCCCCCGGUUCGAGGACACUUCUUGACACCAACGUUUGUAUACAACAAGGAGUACAAGUUCCCCAAGCGAUCUCGUCAGCCCCACGAGCACACCAAGACUUGCCCUGUGCCUCAGAAGGGCAUUGAAGGCAUCGAGUAUAGCACCGCUGCUGUGCCGUCAUCAACAUUCAAGAACUGCGAUCAUGGGGAAGAUUUCUCGCCGGAGGAGGCUGAGACUGCGAUCCGACCCAACUUUCAGACCUGCGACGACGACGACCCGAUCGAUGCGGAUGAACCAGACUUCACCUACUCGCAGCAUCCAGAGGAGGGAGACGGAGAGGAGGAGGAGGAGGAGGAGGAGGAGGAGGACCAGCAAGCUGCCGUUUCUAUAAGAACCCGAGAGCAAGACCGUGACUCAGGCGCAUACCAGGUCGCAGUUACGAAGGGUAAGACGAGUGAUGAUGGAGGUGUUUCGGAAGCUUUGGACUCGAGGGAUGUGAAGUGCGAUGGUGAACAAGGGUCUGAUGCUCAAAGUCUGGCAUCUUCAACGAGCGAUGACGAGUGGAUGUGA